This is a messenger RNA of Klebsormidium nitens, 291 nucleotides long. NCBI's taxonomy places the organism in Eukaryota, Viridiplantae, Streptophyta, Klebsormidiophyceae, Klebsormidiales, Klebsormidiaceae. The record is from the annotation of a GenBank genome assembly.
AUGGAUGUGGCCCCUCAUGGGCUCAUUCCGGCGGAACUCCCUCUGGCCCAGACACUUUCCAGGCAAGCGCUCCCUGUGACGUUGGCAGCAUUUUGGAUGAUGUCAGCCGUCCUCUGCAGGCACGUAAAGCGCAGGUACCGGUUUUCCUAUUCACCGGUUGCAAAAGUCGUUCCUGCUGCCGCUCACACUCCCACCCCAGCGUUCCCGGUCCAAGACUGCCCCGGGCAGUCGCCUUCGGCGACUGUGGUCGAGCAGGGGGUGGCACCAGAGGCGAAAACGAGCGUAAUUUGA